This is a messenger RNA of Suhomyces tanzawaensis NRRL Y-17324, 1767 nucleotides long. RefSeq names its product asparagine--tRNA ligase (gene DED81). The record is from RefSeq and is a predicted model, not a curated record. Lineage: Eukaryota; Fungi; Ascomycota; Pichiomycetes; Serinales; Debaryomycetaceae. Bases 44 to 1702 code for a protein of 552 amino acids. Gene Ontology annotation, molecular function: asparagine-tRNA ligase activity; nucleic acid binding; ATP binding. Gene Ontology annotation, cellular component: cytoplasm. Gene Ontology annotation, biological process: asparaginyl-tRNA aminoacylation. The transcript has a single exon.
AAGUACUAAUAAGCACUUGAUAUCCCUUCUGAACACGAUCAAGAUGUCUCAAGUCUACGUCAACGAGAAGGCAGGUACUGAUACCGCCACCACAGCCGGAACUGAGCAACAGCCAUUCCAAACUGCUGCAUAUGCCCUCUUUUCACAACCAGAAGCCAAGGUUUUGAUCCACAAACAACUCGAAGAAAGUGAGGAAUUCGGAUAUGUCGAGAUCUCUGCCUCUGCAUUGAAGAAGGCCAAGAAGGGUGCCGAAGGCUUGAAGAAGAAACUUGAAAAGCAAGCCAAAUUAGACGAGCAAUCCAAGCAAAAGGAAGAAGAAAACUCCAAGAAACUUGCCGAAUUGGAAUUGAUUAAAAUUGUCGAAGAUGAGUCCUUACCAGAAGCCAAGAAGAUCAAGUUGAGAUCUGUUCAAGAAAACAUAGAUACAAGAGUCGCCGUGCAAGGUUGGAUCCAUCGUUUGAGAAUCCAAAAGGGAUUUGCAUUCAUCACCUUAAGAGAUGGUAGCGGAUACAUCCAAGCCGUUUUAACCGGUGAUUUGGCCAAGGCCAAGUCUACCCAAGAAUUGACUUUGGAAUCCACCGUCAUUAUCAAGGGUGUCAUCAACAAAUUGCCAGAAGGAAAGACCGCGCCAGGUGGUGUCGAAUUAAAGGCAGACUUCUACAAGAUUGUCGGCUUAGCCCCAGGUGGCGAAGAAGCAUUCUCGAACAAGGUCCAAGAAAAGGCUGAUCCAUCGUUAUUGUUGGACCAACGUCACUUGGCUUUGAGAGGUGAAACCUUAUCUGCCGUUAUGAAGGUCAGAGCAAGCUUGUUGAAGGCUGUCAGAAGAGUCUACGAUGAAGAAGGAUUCACUGAAGUGACUCCACCAUGUAUGGUUCAAACUCAAGUUGAAGGUGGCUCCACAUUGUUCAAGAUGGAUUACUACGGUGAAGAAGCUUUCUUGACCCAAUCUUCUCAAUUAUACUUGGAAACCUGUUUGCCAUCUUUGGGUGACGUCUACUGUAUCCAAGAAUCUUUCAGAGCCGAAAAGUCCCACACUAGAAGACAUUUAAGUGAAUACACCCACAUUGAGAGUGAAAUGGGAUUCCUCGAAUUCGACGACAUGUUGGCUCACAUCGAGAAACUUAUUACCAAGACUGUUCAGUACGUUCUUGAGGACCCAGUCUCCGGUCCAUUGAUCAAGCAGUUGAACCCAGACUUUGUUCCACCAUCAAUGCCAUUCAGAAGAAUGGAAUAUAUCCACGCCUUGGACUGGUUGAACGAACACGGCAUUCCAAACGAAGAUGGUGAAAAGUUCAAGUUCGGUGACGAUAUUGCCGAAGCUGCUGAACGUAAGAUGACCGAUGCUAUUGGUGAACCAAUCUUGUUGAUCCGUUUCCCUGUCGAAAUCAAGUCCUUCUACAUGCAAAAGUGCUCUGACGACCCAAGAGUCACUGAGUCUGUUGAUGUGUUGAUGCCAAAUGUUGGUGAAAUUACCGGUGGUUCUAUGAGAACUUACGACCACGACGAAUUGGUUGCUGCUAUGAAGAGAGAAAAGUUGGACAUCGAUGCUUACUACUGGUUCAUUGACCAAAGAAAAUACGGUACCUGUCCACACGGUGGUUACGGUUUGGGUACCGAGAGAAUCUUGGCCUGGUUAUGUGACAGAUUCACUGUCAGGGACUGUUCCUUGUACCCAAGAUUUACUGGCAGAUGUAAGCCAUGAGGAAUGGUGAGUUCAUGUAUAUCAUAUUACAUAUUCAAUAAUGUAUCAAUAGAGACACGUAAGAG